UGGACAGACCUUAAAGUCAGAAUUGCACAAAAAGGGGACAAAUCUCUUAUUCAACGUUAACAGCCGGUCAAGACCACUUUCGUUAAAGUUCUGACCAAGAGACAUUACGUGAACUGAUCGCUUCUUGACAUUAAAGACACGGCAUUGAAGAAACGACAUUACGUUAGGGGAAAGCAGACAUUAACAGCAAAGAUCACGACAACCGCAACAGAAAGAUAAAAAAAGAUAGUCACGUACGUCGUCAUUUUAGACACAAGUGCAAAUCCACUAGUUCUCUCCCCCUCCACCAACCAAAAGUGUAAAGAAACGCCAUCAGGCUCAUCGAAAGGACAACUCGCUGCCAAAUGCCAACAUCACAACGUCAGGUACAAGAUGAAAACGUCGUUACUCGACGCGUUAAGGUGAACGAUGCGACCUCCACGGGUGCCAGCGGUGUUGCUAACGGUGCUGCCAACGGUGCUGGCAACGGGCUGAGAAGACCAGCGUUGUCGAACGUGACGAAUACCUCCACUGUCCAAGUACAGACUUCUUCCCAAACACGUGGAGUGAAGAGAAGAGCACGCGCUGGUGAAGAGGAAGACCAAGCUGAGGGCGAAGGUAAUGGAGCUGGUGAUGUUGCAAAUGAUAAUCACAAAAGGGUAAAAACGGCCCAUGAAGCUGCUGCUGAAGUUGCUGAGGCUGCUGAAGCCGUUGCAGAUAAUGAACCAAGCGGUGUGGCACGUGACCUCGAUUCAGAAGACUCAGACGACCCACUAAUGGUUAACGAAUACGUUGUUGAGAUCUUUGAAUACUUGAGAGAACUGGAAAUCACCACUACUCCAAGAAACUACUUGGAGAAUAACGACAAUUUAAAGCCAAGAAUGAGAUCCAUAUUGGUUGACUGGCUAGUGGAAGUACAUCUCAGGUUUAGAUUGACACCAGAGACUCUAUUUCUCGCUAUAAACACCAUGGAUCGGUUCUUAUCAUUGCAGACUGUUGAGGUGGAAAAAUUGCAGCUGCUAGCAACUGGUUGCUUGUUCAUCGCUGCCAAAUAUGAAGAGGUCUGGAGUCCAAGCGUUAAAAACUAUGCAUAUGUCACUGAUGGUGGAUCCACAGAGGAGGAGAUCCUCUCUGCUGAGAGAUUCAUCCUAAAGACUUUGAACUUUGAUUUGAGUUACCCUAAUCCUAUGAAUUUUCUCCGUCGUAUCUCUAAAGCUGAUGACUAUGACAUUGAAACAAGAACAAUGGGGAAAUACCUAUUGGAAAUCACCAUCAUGGAUCAUAAAUUCUUAGGCGUAAAGCCUUCAUUAUGUGCUGCAUCCGCAAUGUAUCUAUCGAGGAAACUAUUACAAAGAAGUGAAUGGGACGUAACGUUGAAGAAAUAUUCUGGGGACUAUACUUUGGAAGAGAUGAGACCAAUUGUAAAUAUGAUUGUCGAUUACGUUCGAGCUCCAGUUACGCAUGACGAAUUCUUCAAAAAGUACGCUUCAAAGAAGUAUAUGAAGUCAAGUAUCCUCGCGAGACAAUUGACAAAGAAAUUUGACCUACAGGGAAUAACGUGGAUAUGAUUUCACCUUUCGAUCUUCCAUUUUAUCUAAUGAAAUUCAUAAUCUUUAUGAUACCCUUUCCCCUUUUCUCCAUACCAAAUACAAAGUGAUGACUUACAAAGAAUGUAAAUGGGACCAUUUGGACCAUUACUUUGAGAUAAUAACCUUUAACAGUCUUGACAUAUGUAUCAACUGCACUAACUACAUGGACUUA
Molecule: messenger RNA, 1740 nt
Organism: Williopsis jadinii
Lineage: Eukaryota; Fungi; Ascomycota; Saccharomycetes; Phaffomycetales; Wickerhamomycetaceae
Product: cyclin family protein
Exons: 1
Coding region: 345-1547 (400 amino acids)
Biological process (GO): G2/M transition of mitotic cell cycle; regulation of cyclin-dependent protein serine/threonine kinase activity
Cellular component (GO): cytoplasm; nucleus; cyclin-dependent protein kinase holoenzyme complex
Molecular function (GO): cyclin-dependent protein serine/threonine kinase regulator activity
Source: RefSeq, a predicted model, not a curated record